Molecule: messenger RNA, 1437 nt
Organism: Lodderomyces parapsilosis
Lineage: Eukaryota; Fungi; Ascomycota; Pichiomycetes; Serinales; Debaryomycetaceae
Gene: GWT1
Product: glucosaminyl-phosphotidylinositol O-acyltransferase
Exons: 1
Coding region: 1-1437 (478 amino acids)
Biological process (GO): GPI anchor biosynthetic process; protein localization to plasma membrane
Cellular component (GO): endoplasmic reticulum; membrane
Molecular function (GO): glucosaminyl-phosphatidylinositol O-acyltransferase activity
Source: RefSeq, a predicted model, not a curated record
AUGACAUCCUUGAAGCAAUUGAAAGAGAGCUUCGUGUCCGACUUGACUGGUGGAUCGAUUGAGGAAAUAUAUUUGGUGACUUCGGUGGCACUAACUUCAUAUCUAUCGUACAAACUCAUCAAGGACUCAAUUACCCAAUUGCCGUUGGUGUACGACUAUGUGAUUAAUGUGUUGACUAUCCUAACAGCCAUAACUAUUUACAGCAACAACACGGCCUUUUUACACUAUUCGAUAUUUUUUCCAUCACUACUCAUGUUUUUGCUAAAUCACUAUACAAGCAAAAAGAGGAACAAAAAAAGCCAGCGACAACAUAGCACUACGAAUGAUGCUCUUUUGAGUAGAAAACAGUUUCUCACUGCUUAUAGAUCCCACAUGUUGAUAAUAACCAACUUAGCCAUAUUAGCAGUUGAUUUUAAAAUUUUCCCCAGAAGGUUUGCCAAAGUAGAAACAUGGGGUACAUCAAUGAUGGAUUUGGGAGUAGGAUCGUUUGUAUUUUCAAUGGGAUUAGUAAAUUCAAGACAAUUGAUCAAGGUACAUUCUCGUUAUAGAUUCAGUUGGAACGCAUACUCGAAAAUAAUUAAACAAAGUACAAUUAAAGCGUUGCCUUUGUUGGUUUUGGGAUUUGUUAGGUUUAUCAGUGUAAAGAAAUUGGAGUACCAAGAGCAUGUAACCGAGUAUGGUAUCCAUUGGAAUUUUUUCAUUACCUUGGGAUUGUUGCCGGUUUUGUUGGGUAUCUUGGAUCCAUUUUUGAACAUUUUACCACGAGUGCUGGUUGCGUUUGCUCUUCUUUUAUUGAAUGAGUUGAUACUAAAGAGGACCAGUGUGCUCCCGAUGAUACUAUCUAGCGGAAACAGAAUGGACAACUUCUUGACUAUGAACAAGGAAGGGAUAUACUCAUUUUUGGGAUACUUUACUAUAUUCAUAUUUGGUCAAUCGUUUGGAUCGUUUGUCCUAACCGAGUAUCCUACAAGGAACAACUUGAUCUUUAUAAGUAAAACCAAAGUAACCAAAAGAAAUUCCAAUUUUGUAUCAGUGUCCACAACAGAGGGUUUGGUUAUAUCAACCAUAUUUUAUCAAGCUUUGUUCACAAUAGUGAACAACUCCAACAACCUCACCAACAUUUCAAGAAGAUUUGCCAAUGCAUCUUACAUUUUGUGGGUUGUGUCCUACAAUGCCGCAUUUUUAUUGGGGUACAACUUGAUCGAUAAGUUACUUCCGGAACAAACCGAAGUUGCUUCAGAUGUGUUGGAAGGUGUCAAUAACAAUGGGUUACUUGCAUUUUUAUUGGGUAAUCUUACAACUGGGUUGAUUAAUAUGCUGAUCAAUACGUUGGAGGUUUCCGGUACAGUUGCAUUUUUGAUUCUAAUUGGUUACAGCAUUGUGUGGUUAUCUGUAACGAUUGUCUUGAACCGCAAGCAUAUUUAUAUCAAGCUCUAA